AAGGAGCAGCAUCACCAUGGAGAAGAUGUUGUUCGGUCUCUUGUUUCUCUCAGAGUGCUUGGUCCUCUCCACCUGCCUCGUCCGUCACUACCACUUCGUUGGUCAGAACUUGACUUGGACCGAAGCUCAGAAAUACUGCAGAGAGAAACACACGGACCUGGCCACCAUGCAGAACUCUGAGGAACAGAACCAACUCAGGAACACACUUUCAUCUGCUGGUUCCAGCUCUGACGUCUGGAUCGGUCUGAGGCAUGAAGUCGACUGGAAGUGGUCUGAUGGGUUCAGCGGUACCGGGGCUGACUACAGGGACUGGAUGAGUGGCGAACCAAACUUUUACGACACACCAGGCGUGAAGAAGACGGUGGUGAAGGUGAAAGUGAAGGUGGACGGCUCUGUGGACCUGAAGGACCCGGCGGUGCAAGAACAACUCCUGAAACAGCUCCAGGACAAACUGAAGGAGGACGGAGUGGACGGAGUCACCCUGAAGUGGAAAAAGCAGAAGGAUGGAGAAGUUUUCCACAAGGAGGACGAGUUGUGAGAUAGAAACCCAGAUCCAGUGAUGAGUGACGGAGGUUUAGUGUAGUUGGAGAUAGAAACCCAGAUCCAGUGAUGAGUGACGGAGGUUUAGGCCCAAUCCCAAUACUCCCCCUACUUUCUACCACUAGCCCUCCCUCACUACCACUAGCCCUCCCUCACUACCACUAGCCCUCCCUCACUACCACUAGCCCUCCCUCACUACCACUAGCCCUCCCUCACCACCACUAGCCCUCCCUCACUCUCACUAGCCCUCCCUCACUCUCACUAGCCCUCCCUCACUACCACUAGCCCUCCCUCACUACCACUAGCCCUCCCUCACUCUCACUAGCCCUCCCUCAGUACCACUAGCCCUCCCUCACUACCACUAGCCCUCCCUCACUCUCACUAGCCCUCCCUCACUCUCACUAGCCCUCCCUCACUACCACUAGCCCUCCCUCACUACCACUAGCCCUCCCUCACUACCACUAGCCCUCCCUCACUACCACUAGCCCUCCCUCACUACCACUAGCCCUCCCUCACUACCACUAGCCCUCCCUCAUUCUCACUAGCCCUCCCUCACUACCACUAGCCCUCACUACCAUUAGCCCUCCCUCACUCUCACUAGCCCUCCCUCACUCUCACUAGCCCUCCCUCACUACCACUAGCCCUCCCUCACUACCACUAGCCCUCCCUCACUACCACUAGCCCUCCCUCACUACCACUAGCCCUCCCUCAUUCUCACUAGCCCUCCCUCACUACCACUAGCCCUCACUACCACUAGCCCUCCCUCACUCUCACUAGCCCUCACUACCACUAGCCCUCCCUCACUACCACUAGCCCUCCCUCACUCUCACUAGCCCUCCCUCACUCUCACUAGCCCUCCCUCACUACCACUAGUCCUCCCUCACUCUCACUAGCCCUCCCUCACUCUCACUAGCCCUCCCUCACUACCACUAGUCCUCCCUCACUACCACUAGCCCUCCCUCACUACCACUAGCCCUCACUACCACUAGCCCUCCCUCACUACCACUAGCCCUCCCUCACUCUCACUAGCCCUCCCUCACUCUCACUAGCCCUCCCUCACUACCACUAGUCCUCCCUCACUACCACUAGCCCUCCCUCACUACCACUAGCCCUCCCUCACCACCACUAGCCCUCCCUCACUACCACUAGCCCUCCCUCACCACCACUAGCCCUCCCUCACUACCACUAGCCCUCCCUCACUCUCACUAGCCCUCCCUCACUCUCACUAGCCCUCCCUCACUACCACUAGUCCUCCCUCACUACCACUAGCCCUCCCUCACUCUCACUAGCCCUCCCUCACUACCACUAGCCCUCCCUCACUACCACUAGCCCUCCCUCACUACCACUAGCCCUCCCUCACCACCACUAGCCCUCCCUCACUACCACUAGCCCUCCCUCACUCUCACUAGCCCUCCCUCACUACCACUAGCCCUCCCUCACUCUCACUAGCCCUCCCUCACUACCACUAGCCCUCCUCACUACCACUAGCCCUCCCUCACUACCACUAGCCCUCCCUCACUACCACUAGCCCUCCCUCACUACCACUAGCCCUCCCUCACUACCACUAGCCCUCCCUCACUCUCACUAGCCCUCCCUCACUACCACUAGCCCUCCCUCACUACCACUAGCCCUCCCUCACUCUCACUAGCCCUCCCUCACUACCACUAGCCCUCCCUCACAACCACUAGCCCUCCCUCACUACCACUAGCCCUCCCUCACUACCACUAGCCCUCCCUCACUACCACUAGCCCUCCCUCACUCUCACUAGCCCUCCCUCACCACCACUAGCCCUCACUACCACUAGCCCUCCCUCACUCUCACUAGCCCUCCUCACUACCACUAGCCCUCCCUCACUACCACUAGCCCUCCCUCACUACCACUAGCCCUCCCUCACAACCACUAGCCCUCCCUCACUACCACUAGCCCUCCCUCACUACCACUAGCCCUCCCUCACUACCACUAGCCCUCCCUCACUCUCACUAGCCCUCCCUCACCACCACUAGCCCUCCUCACUACCACUAGCCCUCCCUCACUACCACUAGCCCUCCCUCACUACCACUAGCCCUCCCUCACCACCACUAGCCCUCCCUCAUUACCACUAGCCCUCACUACCACUAGCCCUCCCUCACUCUCACUAGCCCUCCUCACUACCACUAGCCCUCCCUCACUCUCACUAGCCCUCCCUCACUACCACUAGCCCUCCCUCACUACCACUAGCCCUCACUACCACUAGCCCUCCCUCACUCUCACUAGCCCUCCUCACUACCACUAGCCCUCCCUCACUACCACUAGCCCUCCCUCACUCUCACUAGCCCUCCCUCACUACCACUAGACCUCCCUCACUCUCACUAGCCCUCCCUCACUACCACUAGCCCUCCCUCACUCUCACUAGCCCUCCCUCACUACCACUAGCCCUCCCUCACUCUCACUAGCCCUCCCUCACUACCACUAGCCCUCCCUCACUACCACUAGCCCUCCCUCACCACCACUAGCCCUCCCUCACUACCACUAGCCCUCCCUCACCACCACUAGCCCUCCCUCACUACCACUAGCCCUCCCUCACUACCACUAGCCCUCCCUCACCACCACUAGCCCUCCCUCACUCUCACUAGCCCUCCCUCACUACCACUAGCCCUCCCUCACUACCACUAGCCCUCCCUCACUACCACUAGCCCUCCCUCACUACCACUAGCCCUCCCUCACUCUCACUAGCCCUCCCUCACUACCACUAGCCCUCCCUCACUACCACUAGCCCUCCCUCACUACCACUAGCCCUCCCUCACUACCACUAGCCCUCCCUCACUCUCACUAGCCCUCCCUCACCACCACUAGCCCUCCUCACUACCACUAGCCCUCCCUCACUACCACUAGCCCUCCCUCACUACCACUAGCCCUCCCUCACCACCACUAGCCCUCCCUCACUACCACUAGCCCUCCCUCACUACCACUAGCCCUCCCUCACUACCACUAGCCCUCCCUCACUACCACUAGCCCUCCCUCACUACCACUAGCCCUCCCUCACUCUCACUAGCCCUCCUCACUACCACUAGCCCUCCCUCACUACCACUAGCCCUCCCUCACUCUCACUAGCCCUCCCUCACUACCACUAGCCCUCCCUCACUCUCACUAGCCCUCCCUCACUACCACUAGCCCU
Molecule: messenger RNA, 3694 nt
Organism: Cololabis saira (Pacific saury)
Lineage: Eukaryota; Metazoa; Chordata; Actinopteri; Beloniformes; Belonidae
Product: snaclec 7-like
Exons: 4
Coding region: 17-538 (173 amino acids)
Source: RefSeq, a predicted model, not a curated record